Messenger RNA from Brassica oleracea var. oleracea, 957 nucleotides. Its product is annotated as NAD(P)H-quinone oxidoreductase subunit S, chloroplastic. The transcript is spliced from 2 exons. The record is from RefSeq and is a predicted model, not a curated record. Gene Ontology annotation, biological process: photosynthetic electron transport chain. NCBI's taxonomy places the organism in Eukaryota, Viridiplantae, Streptophyta, Magnoliopsida, Brassicales, Brassicaceae. The coding region runs from base 5 to 829 and encodes 274 amino acids.
AAUCAUGAUAUGUGGUCUUUAUGACAAAGCAGAUCACGCUUCUUCCUUCUUCUUCUUCUUCCUCCUAUCUUUCCUUUCCUCUAAACUAAUAAUUCUCAUAAUGGCGACUUCUUCGAUCACUAUACCAACCAUUCGGGGCACCAAGUUUCUCGGCCGGACCCAUCUCUUUUCAACUCCAAACCGAUCGGUUUUCCCGCCUGCAAAGCACCUAUCAAACGUUCAUCGAGUAAAGGCCAUGGGUAAGUUCAAUCUAUGGGAGGUGCUAGGAGGAAGAGGACUAUGCAACGGAGAGAAAGGCAUCGAGAAGGAACUCCAGAGGAACAUAGAGGAAGAGACAUCAGACACUGAAAACCAGACCAAGAAAGAGAGCGACGACAAUAGCUUGUCCUUCCAAGUUCCUGAAGACGGUUUCGAGAAAGAGAUGAUGGGCCUCACCGGAGGCUUUCCUGGCGGCGAGAAGGGACUGAAAACGUUCAUCGAACAAAACCCACCACCUCCACCACCACCAACGAAGCGAGGAAGCGGUGAUGUUGUGUCAACAAUUGGUACGGAGAAGAAGCCGAGAGCUCCAGAGCUACCGCUUCUCAUGCCGGGGAUGAUAGCUAUAGUCAAGAACUCGAACAGUCCUUACCACAUGUACUGUGGGAUAGUGCAGAGGAUCACGGACGGGAAAGCUGGCGUGUUGUUCGAAGGAGGGAACUGGGACCGUCUGAUAACGUUCAGGCUUGAGGAGCUUGAAAGAAGAGAGAAAGGUCCACCGGGUAAGAAUCCAAAGUCUUGUGUUCUUGAGCCUCUUAUUGAACAGAUGCAAAAGGAGGCAGCACCAUAAGUUGAAAUGUAUAUGUAAACGUACCUUCAAAGUUUCUGACUGGUUCUAGAAUAAAAUUCAGCAAUGUAAUAUAAAAAUCCAUGAAUUCCAAAUCAUUAAUAGGGAGUAAAAUGCAAUCAAUCAGUGUA